AGAGAGAGAGAGAAGGCUUUGUCUGAAAACUUAGUCGCAGGUGAAGAAAGUCGUCUGCUUCUUUUGUAGAGAGAGAGAGAGUCUUGUCCUUUCUCUCUCUGCAUUCAAUUCCGAGUCUUGCAUUUUUUUUCCCCCUCAUCUUUAUUAUCUGCAACAAAAUCCACCGACCCAUCUCUCUUUCCCUCUUUCUCGAGCCGGGAACUGUGGGCAUGAUCUCGGAGAAGGAGGAACGGAAGGUCCUCUCGCCAUCAAUGGGAAGUUCUCAUCGGCUCGGUUCUUGAAAGACUUACUGCUGACAAAGCUCCCCUUCUUUGUCAAGAGUUGGGAGUUCCAUCAGUUUCAUGGCCACUAAUAAGGAAAUCACCACCCAACUCCUCCACCACCACCACCAGCAACAACAGCUUCAGCAUCAGAUGCCCUUCGGAACGAUGCAGUCCAAGCCAUCAUCGUCUUCCUCCGUCCCCCAGAAUUUCGUAGGCAAAGAAAAUAAUGGAGCUUAUGACUUGGGAGAGCUGGAUCAAGCACUAUUUCUGUAUCUCGACGGUGGACAAGAGACGCCGAGCGUUCAUCAUCAUCAAGAUCAAAGGCAAAACACCGGGAUGAUGAGACCUCCAACACUGAACAUUUUCCCUUCUCAACCUAUGCACGUAGAGCCAUCUGCCAAGGUCAAUGCUGGAAUAGUUUCUCCUUCUACAAGUGUUCCCAGAAGACAAUUGGAGCAUUCAAUGGAGUUAGGUGACCCAAAAAAUGAUGUCUCAACUGGUCCUGAGACAGCUAAACCCAUCAAGCGUGAAGGUAAUCGAAAAGGAUCGACGUCGGGUUCUUCGGAGCUUGAAGGACCUAAAACUCCAGAUCCUAAGACAUUGAGAAGACUUGCUCAGAAUAGAGAGGCAGCGAGGAAGAGCAGGCUUAGGAAGAAGGCUUAUGUUCAGCAGCUGGAAACCAGCAGGAUGAGACUAAAUGAGCUGGAGCAAGAGAUACAUAGAGCAAGAGCUCAAGGCAUGUUUCUUGGAGGAGCAGCUGCGGGAGGAGAUCAAGGUCUUCCCGUUGGAGGAAGCAACAUCAGCUCAGAGGCCGCGGCGGUGUUCGACAUCGAGUACGCGAGGUGGUUGGAGGAGCACCACCGCCGCACGUGCGAGCUCCAGGCGGCAGUCCAAGAGCAUUUGCCGGAGAGCGACCUCAGGUUGUUUGUGGACAACUGUGUGGCUCACUUCGAUGAGGCGAUGAACCUGAGGGCCAUGCUAGCCAAAUCUGACGUAUUUCAUCUGGUGUCUGGCAUGUGGAUGACUCCGACCGAGCGGUGCUUCAUGUGGAUCGGCGGAUUCCGUCCCUCUGAGCUCAUCAAGAUGGUGUUCAGUCACAUCGAGCCAUUGACGGAGCAGCAGGUGAUGGGGAUCUGCGGUUUGCAGCAGUCGACGCAGGAGGCGGAGGAGGUGCUGACUCAAGGGCUGGAGGCACUGAAUCACUCCCUCUCGGACACCAUUGCUUCUGAUCCGCUAACUUCUCCACCCAACAUGGCCAACUUCAUGGGCCACAUGGCUGUUGCCAUCAACAAGCUCUCGGCUCUCGAAAGUUUUGUUAGGCAGGCAGAUAACUUGAGACACCAGACAAUUUGCCAAUUGCAUCAACUCCUCACGGCACGCCAAGCAGCUAAGUGCUUCUUGGCCAUUGCUGAAUACUUUCAUCGCCUCCGGACACUCAGCUCCCUCUGGUUGUCACGCCCUCGACAACAAGAUUAACCAUCAAUCUUAACAUCUAUGACUCUCUCUCUCUCUCUCUCUUCUCGAUUGUCAAACUUUUGAUGGCACCAGCAUAUGUUUUUUUCUUCUUUCCUUUUCUCUUUUUGCAUAGAGAUGUAUAGACAGAUAGAAACAGAGAGUUUAAAGCUAGAAUAUUAUGCAUCUCUCUCUC
This is a messenger RNA of Rhodamnia argentea, 1911 nucleotides long. RefSeq names its product bZIP transcription factor TGA10-like. Gene Ontology annotation, molecular function: sequence-specific DNA binding; DNA-binding transcription factor activity. NCBI's taxonomy places the organism in Eukaryota, Viridiplantae, Streptophyta, Magnoliopsida, Myrtales, Myrtaceae. The record is from RefSeq and is a predicted model, not a curated record. The transcript is spliced from 11 exons. The coding region runs from base 342 to 1739 and encodes 465 amino acids. Gene Ontology annotation, biological process: regulation of DNA-templated transcription; DNA-templated transcription.